Messenger RNA from Cricetulus griseus (Chinese hamster), 1727 nucleotides. The record is from RefSeq and is a predicted model, not a curated record. NCBI's taxonomy places the organism in Eukaryota, Metazoa, Chordata, Mammalia, Rodentia, Cricetidae.
AUGGCAGAGAAUGAACUCUGGGAAGAAGGUAGGGUCACCAGCCAGAUGCAGAGGAAAAAGCAUGAGCAGUAUGGCAAGAUGAGCUGUCAAGUGAAAUGCCAGGUUGUGGUUUCUGGCUUCAAAAAGCUUGUGUUCUGGACACUCCGAGUUACAUCUAGGUCCCUGAAUACUUGGGUCAUUGUCCUGGGGACCCCUGCAGAAGAAGACGGUGGUGGCAAAAUUGAUUUAAUUGAAGCUGGUGCUUUUAAAGACCUUGAUGUUGUUUUUAUGGCUCAUCCAUCUCAAGAGGAUGCUGCCUAUCUACUGGAUGUGGCCGAGCAUGAUGUUACUGUGAAAUACUAUGGAAAGGCAUCUCAUGCUGCUGCUUAUCCUUGGGAGGGAGUCAAUGCCUUAGAUGCUGCAGUUCUCGCCUAUAACAAUCUCUCUGUGUUAAGACAACAGAUGAAACCAACCUGGAGACUUCAUGGUAUAAUAAAAAAUGGUGGUGUAAAGCCCAAUAUCAUCCCCUCUUACUCUGAAUUAAUCUAUUACUUCCGUGCGCCCUCAAUGAAAGAGCUUCAAGUUUUGACCAAAAAGGCAGAAGAUUCCUUCAGAGCUGCAGCUUUGGCUACAGGCUGCACAGUGGAAAUUAAAAGUGGAGCACACGAUUUUUACAAUGUUCUUCCCAAUAAGACACUGUGCAAUGCAUAUAUGGAGAACGGGAAAAAGCUGGGAAUAGAAUUCAUCUCAGAAGAUGCAAUAUUGAAUGGGCCUUCAGGCUCUACUGAUUUUGGAAAUGUCAGUUUUGUGGUUCCCGGGAUCCACCCAUAUUUUUACAUUGGAACUGAUGCCUUGAACCACACGGAACAGUACACAGAAGCUGCAGGAUCACAAGAAGCUCAGUUGUAUACCUUGCGUACAGCCAAGGCUCUGGCAAUGACUGCACUGGAUGUCAUCUUUAAGCCUGAGUUGCUGGAAGGAAUCAGAGAGGAAUUUAAAUCGAAGCUUCAAGAAGAACAGCUUUUAAAUACACCAGCAUAGGAGGAGAACUUAGGGACUCUCAGGAAGCACUAAGUUUUGAUGUUUGUUUUUCCCUCUAACACUUUUUCAAUGCAACAGAAUAUAAUGAAGACAUUAAUGGAAUUUGUGAUAUUUCAGGCAUUGGUUUGUGAUUCUCUACCACGGUAAGGUAAUGUUUUGUAAGUGUGCCUUUUGUAUAGUCUUACAAGUCCAACAGAUUUUAAAACUCAUGAACUCUGUGUUCAGAGUAGUGGAUGUGUUAGCAGUUUAAAGUUGGGGGAGUUUAAGUCUAACUGGAUCUGUUUUGGUCUAGAGAAAAACUUAACCAUAUGCUUGUAGGACACACCUAGAAUAUCCAGUACAAAGAAUUAGCUUUACUUCUAACAUUUUUUUUUUUUAUAGUUUAAUGUAUUUCAAUAGCAAACUUACAGGAACAGCACAGAAGACAGACACCAUUAAAAACAUGUACUUGGCAUGAGGACAACUCUGCUAGGAAAGUAUAGUGAAUGGAUGGAAUCUACUGUAUGACAAAAAUGCUACAAAUACCAUUUAGUUGCUGCCAAUAAGAAAUUUACUUAUUUAAAAAAAAUCCAAAUGCUGGUAUUGUCCAGAAAAUUUUAACAGGUUAAUUUAUAAUUGUCAUAAAAUUGAACUGUUGAAAUGUAUUCACUGAAACAUUUUGCUUUAUAUUAAAAUUCACACAUAAAUGAAAAUGGAAAAACUGCCAA